Pseudozyma hubeiensis SY62 is the source of this 294-nucleotide messenger RNA. RefSeq lists its product as hypothetical. NCBI's taxonomy places the organism in Eukaryota, Fungi, Basidiomycota, Ustilaginomycetes, Ustilaginales, Ustilaginaceae. The transcript has a single exon. Gene Ontology annotation, molecular function: ubiquitin-like protein ligase binding; protein tag activity. Gene Ontology annotation, biological process: protein sumoylation. Gene Ontology annotation, cellular component: nucleus; septin ring. Bases 1 to 294 code for a protein of 97 amino acids. The record is from RefSeq and is a predicted model, not a curated record.
AUGUCUGACGCCGAAGCUCCACAGCCCAAGCCCGAAGGUGGUGAGCAGCUUAACAUCAAGGUCAAGGACGCCGAUGGAAACGAGGUCUUCUUCAAGGUGAAGCGUACCACAAAGCUCUCCAAGCUCAAGAAGGCGUAUGCCGAAAGGAUGGGAAAGCCCGAGAACAGCGUCCGCUUCAUCUUUGAUGGUCAGCGUAUCGGUGACAACGACACCGCCGAGACGGUAAGUAGUGAACUUCGCAGAAGGUCCCGCAAAUGGCUUCAAGAACUCAACCGGACAAAAUACUCACAUUGA